AUGAAGGACAUGCUACAUGAGUUUGGGGUCUCGAUGGGAUAUCAAAAGGCUUGGAGAACAAGAGAGAAGGCUCUAGAAUUGUCAAGAGGAAAGCCAGAAGACUCAUACCAACAACUCCCAAUGUACCUUCAUAUGCUAAAAAAAGAAAAUCCAGGCAUCGUAACUGAAUUGAUAACAGACAAGAAGAACAUGUUCAAGUACAUGUUCCUAGCACUGUCAAACUCAAUUAGAGGAUGCAUUCAUUGCAGACCGGUGAUUGUGGUAGAUGGCACAUUCUUGAAAACAACAUACGGAGGGACGUUGUUUACAACAUUGACAAUGGAUGCUAAUAACCACAUACUCAUAUUAGCAUUCGGAAUAGGAGACUCGGAGAAUGAUUCUUCACGGGAGUGGUUCUUCCACAAGCUAAGAGACAUAUUUGGAGAAAGAGAAGGCAUGACAAUCAUCUCAGACCAGCACAAAAGCAUAAAGAAAGCAGUAGCAACUGUCUACCCAAACAUAUUCCAUGGAGCAUGCAUAUUCCACUUGCUUAACAACAUUAAGGUCAAUUUUGGGGCACACGAAGAAGAUCUUACAUUAAACUUUGUCAAAACCACCAAGACAUACAACACGAAAUCAUUUGAAGGAUACAUGUCAGAACUCGACAAAAUAGACAGCAGAAUCAGACUUUAUCUUUAG
This is a messenger RNA of Cannabis sativa, 678 nucleotides long. RefSeq names its product PKS-NRPS hybrid synthetase cheA-like. The record is from RefSeq and is a predicted model, not a curated record. The transcript has 2 exons. Lineage: Eukaryota; Viridiplantae; Streptophyta; Magnoliopsida; Rosales; Cannabaceae. The coding region runs from base 1 to 678 and encodes 225 amino acids.